This is a messenger RNA of Trypanosoma theileri, 1143 nucleotides long. RefSeq lists its product as uncharacterized. The transcript has a single exon. NCBI's taxonomy places the organism in Eukaryota, Euglenozoa, Kinetoplastea, Trypanosomatida, Trypanosomatidae. The coding region runs from base 1 to 1143 and encodes 380 amino acids. The record is from RefSeq and is a predicted model, not a curated record.
AUGACAAGAAAGUCCAUGUUGUCGUGCUGUGUGUUGUGUCCGUUGGCCAUUGUGCUCUGCUGUGUGGGUGUGGCUUAUGCUGCUGCCCAGUUGGAAGGGUGGCAAAAGAGGGAUAUUGACAUCGUCACAUCUGUAGCAAAGAACGCUUAUAUUUGGAUUGUGAAGGCGGACGAGGCGUUUGCAGAAAUUGUGAAAGUUACAGACGAAUGCAAGUCUGUUGCUAGAAGUACUAAAACUGCCGCCAGACGAGCGGAGACGUUUGCCAGAUCUGUUGAGAGGUUGCUGAAGAGAGUGGAGUCAAAUCCACCCAAAGUGACCCAAAAGAGGGCAGAAGGUGAUGAAGUCAUUAAAGAAGCAAAGGAUGCCGCCGUUCUAGCAAGAAAUACAGCCAAAAAAACAGAAGAAAAAGCAGAUCAGACUUCUUUGAUAGGUGUGACUGCUAAUUCAGCAUCACAGAAUCUUGAUAGGGUUUAUACGUGGAGACUAAGGAAGUAUAAUGAAAUUCACCAGGAAACGGCGGAAAAGGAUUUCUUGAGGCAGAUGAAAGAAAGUGUGGAGAGCGUGUACCCUAAUAUAAACGAAAGCGAUUUGGACACAGGCGGACAAGAUGUCAUAUUCGCCUCAGAUACUGCCAAUUAUGCGGCAUAUAACGCUGAAAAGAGUGCAGACUCCGCAGAAGCUGCUGCUAAACGUGUGGAGGAGGCUCUUGAGAAACUUGAGACCGCAGUUCAUGCUCUUAAAAAGAAAAUGGAAGGCAGAGAGAGUACUGAAAAAGAAAGGAGUCCUGAGCAUUCCACAACAAUAACGGCUCCACCAGCUGCUGUUGGUGAGAAGAGAGUGAAGCAGCAAGAAAACACGGGGACGGGGCCAGAGACAAAACAAACAACAGAAGUACAGGAAGAAAGGACGGAGGCAGUAAACGGACAGGAAUCUGGUAGUGCAAACACCCCAACAAAACAGUUAUCUCGCUCUCCUCGUGGCUCUAAUGAUGGUGAAACGUCUGUCAAUACCCUUCUUCAGAAUGCUGCAUUGACGAAUGGUAUGGCACUAAAUGACGGCAGCAGCACCCCUGCGUUACUGCGUGCUCCAUUCCUGUUGCUGCUGCUGCUGCUCUCUGUGCUGGGCUGCAUGACCGUGUGCUGA